AUGGCUAGCUAUGAGCAAAGAUUGACUCAAAUAAGACAGAAUCUGGAGUGUACUCAGGCCAAUUUGAUAGUUAAUCCUUUCAAUCAAGUGUUGAUAGAACAGGAAAAACAGACUCUGCAGGAAAUAGAGAAAUGGAGUAUCAUAGAGGAGAGAAUACUAAGGCAGAAGGCUAAAGUAACCUGGAUUGAUUAUGGGGAUUCAAACUCCAAAUAUUUCUAUGCACAACUGAAGAUUAGAGCAAGCGAGAACAAAAUUACUACUGUGUAUAAUGAUUUGGGAGUUAAGAUCACUGACCCUAAAGCUGUAGAAAAAGAAUUCACAUGUUUUUUCAAACAACUUAUAGGAAAAGCUACUGGAAUAAAGCCAUGUCCUAAUACUAGAUUCAUCAAAGCAGGAGAAUGCCUAUCAAUACAACAACAGCAGGAACUAAUACAGGACAUAACAUAUGCAGAAGCAGAUGAAGCAGUGAAAGACAUGCCAAAUGAUAAAGACCUUUAUGUGGACUGGUUCAACAGAUUGCUGAAGGAAAGCUUUGAUUGCAUGGGACAAGAUAUGUCAACCUAG
Molecule: messenger RNA, 564 nt
Organism: Nicotiana tabacum (common tobacco)
Lineage: Eukaryota; Viridiplantae; Streptophyta; Magnoliopsida; Solanales; Solanaceae
Source: RefSeq, a predicted model, not a curated record